Molecule: messenger RNA, 1653 nt
Organism: Cordyceps fumosorosea ARSEF 2679
Lineage: Eukaryota; Fungi; Ascomycota; Sordariomycetes; Hypocreales; Cordycipitaceae
Product: Cytochrome P450
Exons: 3
Coding region: 1-1653 (550 amino acids)
Molecular function (GO): heme binding; oxidoreductase activity, acting on paired donors, with incorporation or reduction of molecular oxygen; monooxygenase activity
Source: RefSeq, a predicted model, not a curated record
AUGUUAUCAAAACAAUUUUAUCUUCUCGGUGAAGAUGUCUCGACAGCCCGCGAUAUCGAGCUUCCAGAGUCCACCGAUCUUGAUGAGCUCCAACAUCACAUUGCCGCCCAUUAUAGCAUAGUAGAUCCCAAGGGGGUCGGCUUCUUGUAUGACCAGCACAGAUUAACAGCCGUCGCCGACAUUGUCGCCAAAGAUGGUCCCGUCGCAGUCACCAUCGACGGCAAGGCCGUCCGCGAUGUUCCCUCGCCGGCCGGCAUCCCCUACUUCGGAAAUUACCUUGAAAUCUACCCCGACCAUCUCGGCAACCACCAGCGGCUCUUCGAAAAGCUCGGCCCCCUCUUCUCGACCAGCAACAUGGGCAGCCGCGUGUACCAGACCAACGAUCCGCGGCUCGCCACCAUCUUCUUCGCCGAGAGCGACUUCUUCACCAAGCGCAUCAUCCCCGGCCACCCGCUGCACCCCAUCAAGUCUGCCGAGGCUGGCGUCUUCCUCGGCGAUACCGACACCGAGGAAUGGCGGCUCGCCCACAAGUUCCUGCCCCCGGCGCUUGGCCCCAAGGCCGUCCGCCACUACGCGCCCACUAUGCAGCGCAGCGUCGAGGACGCCUUCAAGGUCUUUGACGAGCUGGACGAGCAGGGCGAGGCCUGGAACGUGUACCAGUACAUGCUGAAGCUCGGCUCGCAGGCCGUCGGCAAGCUGGUGCUCGGCAUGGACUUUGGCCACUUUACGGGCGUGGACGCGCCGCUGCACGAGAUGGUCCUGCAGAUCGCGCACAACCUCGAGCUCAACAAGCGCGUGUCGACCAUGGGCGCCUGGUACGCGAGUAUGCCGUUUGGCGACCCUAGGCGGCUGCGCCAGACAAAGGCGCGCAUUGAGGAGAUGCUGCUCGAGUCCAUCGCGCAGGCGUCCAAGGGCGAGGAGGACCUCGACCUGCAGGACGCGGCGUUGGAAGCUGAAAACGUUGUCGAUUACUUCCUCCGUGCCAAGGACAGCAAGGGAAAGAAGCUCCCGCCCGCCCAGUUCGCGCCCGCCCUCGUCGUCGCUACCGGCGCCGGCUUCACCACCACCUCAUCCCUACUAUCCUGGCUCAUCUACAGCCUCGUGCAGUACGCCGGCACGCAGGGGCGGCUCCUCCAAGAGCUCGUCGACCACGACUGGGACGACGACACCCAAGUCACCGCCGACCUCACCGCCAAGCUCACCUACCUCGACAAGUUCAUCAAGGAGACGCAGCGCCGGCACAACCCGUCCUACCAGCCGGCCCGCACCGCCAAGAAGGACAUGAUCCUGCCCGGCGGCUACCGCCUGCCCAAGGACGCUGUAGUCGUCCCCGCGCUGCACCACAUCCACAACAACGACAAGGUCUGGGAGAGCCCGGGCCGCUUCGACACCGACCGCUGGGACGCCGACGCGGUCAAGGCCCGGCCGCAGGGGAGCUACACGCCGUUCGCGCAGGGGCCGCGCAUGUGCGUCGGCUUCAACUUUGCGCUGCAGGAGAUCAAGGUCUUCCUGCCCAAGCUCGUCUGGCGCUACAAGUUCACGCUCGCGCAGGACGGGCCGAUCGAGUACGACCCGUACUUUCAGCUGAUCCGCCCGAACAACCUGUAUGUGCGCGCGGAGAGGAGGGUCAAGUGGCCGCCAAAGUCGGAGUAG